UAUGAAAUCUCCUUAGAGAUCUGUCUCCAUCUUUAGCCUCCUUACCAAUCAUUUAUGCAGAGCUGGUGAAUGGGAAGAAUGUAGGAAAGGUGAAGAAGGCCAUGAGAGAGCGAGGAUCAGAAAGCCAAGAACAUAACAGUUUGGGUUGAAAUCAAACAGAAGACUCAUGUUUUUCCCCCCCUCAGCCAAUGACAUGUUCUCUCACCCACAGAUAAAGAGAUACAGGAUGUUCAUGAGUUGGAAGAGCAAAUGGAGAAACAAGGGUAAUAAACCUGACUCAAGUUGUGCCCUGCACAAUUGGUGGGGGAUUGAGGAAGUCAGGUAGAGUCCCUAAAGUAUCACAGUGACGCAUUUGCCAUUGCGUUGCACUGAUUAGCACCCCAAAAGGGUCACCCAUAUUGUGCUGAAGAACACCCUUACGAGCUUGUAACGGAUGCCCGCUGCCAUCAAGAUAAUCUCCAAGAUUGUAAAACCGCGAAUCACAGUCAGGGGAUUCACGUAGAUUCAUCAUUUUCUCAAGAUGGAAUCUUGCUCUUUGGUAAGGACUAUGGUAAUUUGUUUUGUUUCAUAACAAAUCAAAUUUCAUCAAUUUUACUUACAAAGAGAAAGGCGUAGUUAAACCCUGACAAAGAUUUAAGUCUCCAUUGACAACAUAUACCCUUGGUUAUUAAUAUAAUACCAAUUUUUCUACACUACUGGUCAGGAGAAAACAUAAUUUAUUCCUUCCCAGCAAGAAAAAGAAAUCCUUGACAGAGUUUGCUUCCACUGUCAUAUCACACAUUUUUCUAUUUUUAUUUGUAUAACUUUUUAUACCAAUGAUAUCAUAAUCAAGACAAUCUUAUUCACUAGUUUCUAACAAGGAUUUACACAAUGAUCCCAGGAUGAAACUUCCACUUCAAUGUCAAGAAUUGUAAGUCGUCAACAGGGUAGACCAAAAACAACAGUCUCAUCGACUGAAUUUGUCUGCAAAUUUUCUUAGGAGUUUCAUUUCUAGGGUUCGAGACUUUAUUUUGGGGUGAUGGAGAGAGCCUAUAAAUAUGGCGAGAAAUUGAGGGUUUGGGGACACGAAAGCAAGUGAGCUUUAGAAACCAAGAGUGGGAGCGAGAGUUCGGAAAGAGAAGUGUGAAAUUCAAGCAGUGGGGUGAGUGUGAGACGUAGAGGUUUGGUAGAAACGCUUUUUUUUUUGAAGACGACGAACACACUGCAGAUAGGAAUGCAGAUGAUUCUGGAGUUGUGUAAUUGACGAGAGAGGGGCUAGCAUUCGGAAGCAUAAAGAAUUAUUAAAGAUUUAGUUUGAGAAAUAAAUUUUUAUAAAUGUACUUGACAGCUUUAUUUGAAACUUGAGGUGUGGAUAUGUACAUUGGAAUAAAUUAAUUUUAUUUUUAAAUUUUCAACGUGACCUUUACGAAAAAUUAGACUUUGAUACUUAAGUGACUCUCAAAGUUGGACGUUACACAAACACCAAUGAGGCAGCACAAGCAGGUUUCAGCCCUUAACCGACGACCCACCAUCCUUUAUAUGGUGUGCGCGGCUGCAUUGUUCUCCUUCCUCCUCUUCUAAAUCCAAUCCUCUUUUUAUUUCGCAUGUUCAGGGUCCCUUUCUUCGGCUCGCAAAUCCAAAAUUAUCCGCAUCUUAUCUAACUUUCAGUCCAGUGUUCAGCAAUGUGUGGAUAAGAGGGGGCUAGGACUCACUGCUCAUAUAAUUGACCAUUGCAAUUUGAUCCUUAAAUACCCUGAAGGUACCAACAGCUCUUGGUACAACGCACAGUUUAAGCACUUUGAGCCGUUGGAGUACAAAUAUGAUGUGUGUGAGGCAAUCCUGUUGUGGGAACAGUAUCGGAACAUGACAACUGUGUUGACCAGAGAGUAUCUUGAUUCUCGACCUGGUGGUUGGAUGGAUUACGCUCCACAAAGGAUAGCACAGUUGGGGACAAAGAAGUGCACCAACAAGACUCUUUGUGAAGAGAACCUCAAUGUGUUAUUACCUGCAAAGCCCCCAUUUCACCCACGGCAGUUCCGAACUUGUGCUGUUGUUGGUAAUUCUGGGGACCUUCUGAAGACUACAUUCGGGAAAGAAAUUGACAGCCAUGAUGCUGUUAUUCGGGACAAUGAGGCCCCUGUUAAUGAGGAAUAUGCCAAAUAUGUUGGUCUUAAGAGGGAUUUCCGUCUAGUUGUCAGAGGUGCUGCGCGUAACAUGGUCCCUAUUCUAAAAGGAUCUGACACUGAGGUUCUCAUAAUCAAAAGUCUGACACACAGAGAAAUCAAUGCAGUUAUAAAGACCAUACCCAAACCAGUCUAUCUCUUCCAAGGAAUUGUACUACGUCGAGGUGCCAAAGGAACUGGAAUGAAAUCUAUUGAGUUAGCGCUCUCCAUGUGUGAUAUCAUUGAUAUAUAUGGAUUCACUGUUGAUCCAGGAUACACUGAAUGGACAAGAUACUUCUCUAAGCCUAGAAAGGGACACAAUCCACUUCAAGGAAGAGCGUAUUACCAACUUCUAGAAUGUCUUGGGGUAAUCAGGAUUCACUCGCCCAUGAGAUCUAAGAGGAGGGAAGACUGGUCAGAUAUACCUAGUAGAGAAAUGAUAAGGCAAGCACAUGCAGCAGCUUUGCGUUUGAAAAGGAAUGAAGACGAUCAUGGAGGUGAUUUAGGGCAGUUUGGCAAUUGUAAGGUGUGGGGCAAUGUGGAUCCAGAGAACAGUGGACCUGUAUCAGGAUCACCAGACAUGAGUGAUGUCAGGAAAUAUUCAAAUUAUAGUAAAUGGGAAGUGAUACCUUUUGAGAGUUUGAGGAGGGAAGCACAGGAUCAUUAUAACCAGAUGCAAGGGGUCUCUCUAUAUAAAAUGGACGGCAAUAGGUUGGAUGAUCUAGUUUGUGUGAGACAUUCCUCAAAAUCUGAUGCGUAAGUGGUGCCUUUGCUUUCUAUUGAUAUUAUUUGAUCGUGCCCAACCUUCUAUAGAAUCUUGGAUGAAGUUACUUUCUCUGAGGGCUGCUGACAUUACUUCCCAACAGCGUUCUGUUUCUUCACUUAUUGCAGCCAGAGCGUAGCACCAAUCUCAACUCCAAGUGAAAAAAUGGAGUGAAUAUGCAUAAUUCCACCAAUCCUGGUGAUUCAUGUUAGAAAUCACACUACAGGAAUUCUGACCCCAGAAGUUUGUUGUACCAUUUUUUUUUUCAGUUCUGGAAUGGACAGUCCUUAGUCCGUGGCAUGAUAGGUAUCUAACUUCUAUAAUGUAAUAAUUGUCUAAAGAAGUAUCUGCAAAAAAAGAAACAUUUUUUUUAUGAUGAUGGAUAAAGAAAAAGAUAGUGAGCUGUUUUGUUUUA
Messenger RNA from Vigna umbellata (rice bean), 3319 nucleotides. NCBI's taxonomy places the organism in Eukaryota, Viridiplantae, Streptophyta, Magnoliopsida, Fabales, Fabaceae. The record is from RefSeq and is a predicted model, not a curated record.